Messenger RNA from Carassius carassius (crucian carp), 3052 nucleotides. RefSeq names its product general vesicular transport factor p115-like. Gene Ontology annotation, biological process: vesicle fusion with Golgi apparatus; endoplasmic reticulum to Golgi vesicle-mediated transport; transcytosis. Gene Ontology annotation, cellular component: Golgi stack; cytoplasm; endoplasmic reticulum. Bases 179 to 2992 code for a protein of 937 amino acids. Gene Ontology annotation, molecular function: protein binding. NCBI's taxonomy places the organism in Eukaryota, Metazoa, Chordata, Actinopteri, Cypriniformes, Cyprinidae. The transcript has 26 exons. The record is from RefSeq and is a predicted model, not a curated record.
GUGCGCGUCCGAGUCAGUUCCGGGCUGCGCGCUGUCGCGUUGAGAGAUCAACAUCAGGCAGCUGCUGUUUUAAUGACAUUCACUCUCUGCCCGUCCUGAAAAAUCCCUUCAGUUUAGCAGAAGUCUACUCUGUGAAUAUAGAUAUUUAAAGCAUCAUCUGAAGCGGACACUUAGGAGGAUGAACUACAUCUGGGAGGUAGUGGGCAGACAGCCGACGGGCCAGCAGCCGAGCGGCGCGGACACCGUUCAGAAACUGUGUGACCGCGUGGCUUCAUCAACCCUGCUGGAGGACCGGAGAGAUGCGGUGCGUGCCCUCAAGUCUCUGUCCAAGAAAUACCGAAUGGAGGUUGGCACGAUGGCUAUGGACCAUUUGGUUCGAAUCCUGCAGAGUGACCGGACAGACACUGAGAUCCUAGGUUACGCUUUGGACACUUUGUACAAUAUAGUUUGCAGUGACGAAGAGGAGGAACCAGCAGAUGAUUCUGAAGAGGAGAGCCAGCAGAAGCAGGAGGAUGAUUUAGGAUCUCAGUUCAGUGAGAAGUUCAUCGGGGAACCAGAUAAUAUCACUCUUCUCCUCACACUGCUGGAGGAGUUUGACUUCCAUGUGCGCUGGCCGGGUGUGAAGCUGCUGACCGCGCUUCUGAAGAGCCAAUGUGCUCCGGUCCAGAGCAUCGUCCUGGUCAGCCCCAUGGGAGUGUCCAGGUUAAUGGAUCUUCUUGCUGACUCCAGAGAAGUCAUCCGUAAUGAUGGUCUCCUGCUGCUGCAGCAGCUAACCAAAGGCAACACUGCGAUUCAGAAGAUCGUGGCUUUUGAAAACGCCUUUGAGAGGCUUCUUGAGAUCAUCAAAGAGGAGGGGUCGAGCGAUGGAGGCAUCGUGGUGGAGGACUGUCUCUUAUUGCUGCUCAACCUCCUGAAGAACAAUAGCUCCAACCAGAAUUUCUUUAAAGAAGGCUCCUAUAUCCAGAAGAUGAAGCCGUGGUUCGAGGUGGGAGAUGACAACUCCGGCUGGUCAGCACAGAAGGUCACCAACCUCCAUCUGAUGCUGCAGCUGGUGCGAGUGAUGGUUUCUCCAGUGAACGCUCCAGGGGCCACGGCCAGCUGUCAGAAGGCCAUGUUCCAGUGUGGGCUCCUCCAGCAGCUGUGCACCAUCCUCAUGGCCACAGGUGUUCCUGCAGACAUCCUCACAGAGACCAUCAAUACGGUGUCAGAAGUCAUCCGUGGCUCUGAAGUGAAUCAGGACUACUUUGCAUCUGUUAACGCACCAUCCAAUCCACCAAGGCCGGCGAUUGUAGUUCUUCUCAUGUCGAUGGUGAACGAGAGACAGCCGUUCGUUCUGCGCUGUGCUGUACUUUACUGCUUCCAGUGCUUCCUGUACAAGAACCAUAAAGGGCAGGGCGAGAUCGUAGCCACACUGCUGCCCUCCACUAUAGAUGCUAGCUCGAUCUCCGCGGGGCAGCUGUUGUGUGGAGGGCUGUUCUCAGCGGACUCUCUGUCAAACUGGUGUGCAGCUGUGGCUCUGGCUCACGCUCUGCAGGAUAACCUCACGCAGAAAGAGCAGCUGCUGCGUGUACAGCUGGCCACCAGUCUGGGCAAGCCUCCCGUCUCCCUCCUCCAGCAGUGCACCAACAUCCUCUCCCAGGGCGAUAAGCUCGAGCGGCGGGGCAGUCGAGUGCAGACGAAGGUCGGUCUCCUCAUGUUGCUCUGCACCUGGAUCAGUAACUGUCCAAUCGCUGUCAUGCACUUCCUGCACAAUCAAGACAACGUUCCCUUCCUGACGGCUCAGAUCUCAGAGAACCUGGGUGAGGACGAGCGUCUGGUUCAGGGUCUGUGUGCUCUGCUGCUGGGCAUCUGUAUCUACUAUAAUGACAACAGCUUGGAGAAUUACACCAAAGAGAAGCUGAAGCAGCUGAUCGAGAAGCGCAUAGGAAAGGAAAACUUUGUGGAGAAGCUGGGCUUUAUAACGAAACACGAGCUGUACUCGCGUGCUGCUCAGAAACCUCAGCCCAUCUUCUCGGCUCCAGAACACAUGCUGUUCGAUCACGAGUUCACCAAACUCAUCAAAGAGCUGGAAGGAAUGAUAACAAAAGCUGUGCUGAAGUCGAGCGAGGAGGAGAAACAGGAAGAAGAGGUGAAGAAGACACUAGAGCAGCAUGACAGCAUUAUAACGCAGUACAAUGCGCUGAUUAGAGAACAGGACUGUCAGAUAAAUGAGCUGAAGGAGCAGGUCGCUUCGCUGAGCUCCCGGAGUGAGACGCUGCAGAACACCGUGACACAGCAGCUCUCUCAGAUCCAGCAGCACAAGGACCAGUACAACAUCCUCAAACUCAAGCUCGGUAAAGACGCUCCUGUGAACGGCCUGCAGACGGAGGAGCAGAGCCAGCUCAGAGAACAGCUGGAGGAGCUGCAGAGACAACACCAGCUGCUGCAGACACAGCUGACGGAGAGAGACGCUCUCAUCACCGGCCUGCAGAAGGCUGAGGCCACACCGUCGACAGACAGCUCACCUUCAGACGUCACAGAGUUACAAAGGGAGCUGGAGGAGCUGAAAGCUCAGCUGAAGAGUCAGAGCGCAGAGAUCACAGAGCUCCAGAGAGAGAAACAGGAGCUUCUCAGAGCAUCACACGCCACAGGUUCAGAGGUCGCUGUGUGUGAGGAGUUGGAGAGCAGACUCUCGGCUCAGACAGCAGAGGCGCUGAAGCUCAAGGAGGAAGUUCAAGCUCUUCUGCAGAGGAAGGAGGUGAUGGAGAAGGAGCUGUCUUCGGCCUCGAGCACAGCUGCCAUCAUGCAGACGGAGAAGAGCCAGCUCCAGCACGAGCUGCAGGAGUCCAAGCGGGAGCAGGACGAUCUCCUCAUGCUGCUGGCUGACCAGGACCAGAAGAUCCUGAGCCUCAGACACCGACUCAAGGCUUUGGGAGAGACGAUUGAAGAUGAGGAUGAUCUGGAUGCAAGGGACCAGUUUGACGACGACGAUGAAGAAGAGUGUGACGAGUAAAGUAGUGACUUCAUAGUGGAAGUGAAAGACUGCUAAAAGUCAGCUGACACGCUUGGAGAC